CGACAACUGGAACUAGCCGUAACCUGCCUGCACAGACAUGUCAUUAGUGUUGAUUUAGUUCGUUUAACCAAGCAGGCUUGAGAGAUUUGUGGUCACCCCAAAAUGGAGACAGCGAGGCUUCCAAGUAGGCGAGGAGCAUGGACAUGGGGCAGUAAUGGACGUCAUAAUCAAGGCUAAUGAUGUCCAAGGUAUGCCUACUCUCGGGAUGGGGAGCCAUCCAUCACUCCUAAGAACACUGCAGGCAUGUCAAGCUGGGCCACGCAUCAAUGCUGAGUCACAUUGACAAGCUGAAAAUCAACAGGCUUUAUCAAUAACAUGUCCACACCUUCCACAAACAUGAGACAAACAACCUCAACAGCACAUAUGAUUAUAGCUGUCAUGCGUUAUGGAAGAUAUGCCUACUCUGAAGCUGGUGGACCAACAGUAAUCCCCAAACCAAACUGGGUUGUAAGGAUCUACAUCCCAAUUGUGCAACGAGACGGAUCCAGUGCUCUUGGUAUUCACAAGAUAAAUGUUUUCUAUAGCUGUGGUAGGUAAACUGAAACAGUGGUGCAUGUCUUAAAUAGCUCCUUUUUAAAUGGCUCCUAAUGAGUAAAUCGUCGUUUUGGAAGGCCAAACUGACUGAAUACAAAUUAGCGUCAUUUGUCACACAAGCCUCCUCGCCCUCAGUUUCCUUGUUACACAUUAUGAAGCAACAAGUCAUAGCACAUUCUCUGAUGCAGAACUCAUAAUAUUACUUAACCUCCACGUGACAGUUGACACUGCUCUACUUGUGUCUAGUAGACUUACGGACUGUACAGAUGUCACAUCUCUUAUUGUGCGCAUGACCACUGGGCCCCAUUGUUCAUUAUACACGACGUGUCCGACAAGUUCCAGGACUGGUGUCACAAAAGAUACAGUAUGUUUCCAAUCCAAACUACAGGUUUUCCCCUUCAAAGUAAUCCCCCUCGAGUCUAACGCACUUUCCUCGGCUUCUCUGCCACACCUUCAUGCACUCCAGCAAAAAUUCCCGCAGCACACCUGAUCUCUUACUUGCACAAGUGCUGUAGUCAUUGCUAAACCAUGUCACAUGUGUCUUUCUAUGGUCUUAGCGACUAAUGGUAGCUUGAAACUUUUUGGGGACUUUGGUCCUGUACCGAAAAUGCCAAUCAACGCGAGUGCUAAAAGUGCUAAGUUGACAUGGUUUUAGUGUGAUACUUAUUUCUGUCAGGCGGCACGGUGGACGACUGGUUAGCACAUCCGCCUCACAGUUCGGAGGACGGGGGUUCAAAUCCCGGCACUGCCUGUGUGGGGUUUGCAUGUUCUCCCCGUGCCUGUGUGGGUUUUCUCCGGGCACUCCACACACAUCCCAAAAACAUGCAUGGUAGGUUAAUUGAAGACUCUCUAAACACCCUGUAGGUGUGAAUGUGAGUGCCAAUUGUUGUUUGUUUAUAUGUGCCCUGUGAUUGGCUGCCGACCAGUUCAGAGUGUACCCCGCCUCUCGCCCGAAGUUCACUGGGAUAGGCUCCAGCAUGCCCGCAAACCUAAUGAGUAUAAGUGGAACGGAAGAUGAAUGAAUGAAUUUAUUUCUGUCUUGCUUUCAAUAAUAACCAUCUCUUCAAUCCAGCCCCUGCACCUUUUGCAGCUUUAGUUCAUUUAAUAAAUCUCUCAGCGCACACUCUUUGAUCAUUAUUAUUAUUAUUAUUAUUAUUUUUACCGAACACCAUCCUCAAUUAGUCUGGCAUCAAUUUUAAAUGUCAGAUCUCAAAUUAAUGGCAUCGCAACAGCCCAGACUUUUUGUGCCAAACCAAAUGCCAGAUUAUAUCGCAUGAUCAUUUACUACAAAAAUGAGUAAGUUAAAGUAAGUACAAUAAAACUGGUGUUCUGUUGACUAUCUUAAUGUUAUUAGCGAUGCGAAUAUUCAAGAAUAUUAUGUAAUACAGUUGAAGCACCAAUGCCUUAACACUUUCCUACAAUCACAUAUUUUUGUUUCUUCAUCAGUCAUCUUGAAAGGUGUUAAUGCUCCUUGAAAAAUAGUUCUGAUUGCAGACUUCUUAAGCCAGCAGACUGGCUAAAACAGAAUUAUCAGUGCCCCCUGCUUGCCGCCAAGUAGUGUACUUCAUUUGCCUUUCUAGGUUCCACGGUAGGCUAUGUAUUUUUUAGAGUUAUCUUGACGUUGAUGUUGUUUUUAUUGACUCACUUAUAACAAUAUUUCAAUAUUCCUAAAAAAAAAAAAAAAAAAAAAAACUUUAGCGGGGGCUAUAAUAAAAAGCCAUUUAAACCCCAAAUUUUCAUAAUAUCUAAUAAGAAACAUUUGCUUGAUAGUUACAUUAUAUUUUUCCAUCCAUUUAGUAUAACCCAGCUUUUAGCUAUUAUUUUGACUGUAUAUUUUUUAGAUGUACAAUAACAAUCUAUUACCAUGCAACUUGUACGGAAAGUACCAUAACCACCAAUAAAAUGUAAAUUUAAGAAAUUGUUUGUCUUCAUCCAUGUGAUAAAAUUGCUUGUAGUUAAUUGUACAAACAACAGAAGCUAGAAGUCUGCUUAUGUUAAGUAGACUUCUAUUGUCUGUUUGUUUGUAUAACAAUGUAAAUAAUUUUUCAUGAAAUUAAUGUUCAACUUCUCACAAACUACUAAAAUCUGAUAUAUUAAACUUUUGUUUUUCCAUGCAAGUAUUUUGUUAAUCUAAAACCAAUGAAAUUAAGGUAAGAAUGUGUUAGAUACAAACAGAACAUUCAGUUGCAUGCAACCAUCUAAGAUAAGAAUAAAAAUGCAUUUUAUUUCUUUCUUUAUUUAAAAUGUUUUAUGGGUGUGCCAUGAUACUGUCUCGGUCCAAGGGAAAUAAAUCUCAAAAUCAUAUUUUUUCCCCUUUAAUCCAAAACACAAAAGUUUUUUUGUUUGUUUUUUGAAGACAAUACAGCAUGUUGCAUCUGUGUGUGUGUGUGUGCGUUCGUGUUUUUUCCUUACAUUCCCCCCCCCCCCCUCCCCCAACCAAUGAGAUUCUGAGAAGAUGGCGUCCACAUUGCUGACUACACUUUGGAAGACUAACACGCUGACCUACUUGGCCAAAACGUGAACCAUACAGGUCAAUCUGCAGCUGUAGGAUGGCAGCACUGCUCCACGUGGGGCGGGGGAGAGAUGAGCUGCAAAGUCAUGUGAAGAGGACCCCGAAGUGGGCGUGGAGAGCCCGCCCAGCCCCCUUUUCAGCGUGCGAUCAUGAACAAACUAUAUGUUGGGAAUCUAAGUCCUUCGGUCACUGUGGAGGACUUGCAGCAGCUCUUCGGGGAGAGGAAGCUGCCCGCGGCCGAGCAGGUCCUCGUCAAAUCCGGCUAUGCCUUUGUGGACUUCCCCGACCAGAACGCGGCCGUGAAGGCUAUCGAGACUCUCUCGGGCAAAGUGGAAUUGCACGGAAAGGUGAUAGAGGUGGACUACUCUGUUCCCAAGAAGCUGAGGAGUCGGAAGAUUCAGAUCCGGAACAUUCCCCCUCAUCUACAGUGGGAGGAUUUCGACGGCCUGCUAGCUCGAUAUGGUACUGUAGAAAACGUGGAACAAGUCAACACUGACACAGAAACAGCAGUGGUGAAUGUUACAUACGCAACCAAGGAGGAAGCUAAAGAAGCCAUUGAGAAGUUGACAGGACAGCAGUGCGACGACUUCUCCUUCAGGGUGUCGUACAUCAUGGAUUUGGACGCCGCUCCGCCCAUCCAGGCCGCCCGAGGUCGACGCGGCGGCCGGUUGUCGCGGGACCAGGAGACACCUCAGCCCGGACCCUCCGGAGGCUUCGGCGCCCCGCGGCCCCGGCAGCAACAGGACUUUCCUUUGCGCAUGCUCGUGCCCACUCAAUUUGUGGGCGCCAUCAUCGGCAAGGAGGGACUCACCAUCAAGAACGUCACCAAGCAGACGCAGUCGAAAGUGGACAUCCAUCGGAAGGAGAACGCGGGCGCGGCCGAGAAGCCGAUCACCAUCCACUCGUCCCCGGAGGGCUGCUCCUCAGCCUGCCGCAUGAUCCUGGACAUAAUGCAGAAGGAGGCCAACGAGACCAAGAUGCCGGAGGAGAUCCCCCUUAAACUCCUGGCCCACAACAGCUUGGUGGGCCGCCUCAUUGGGAAGGAGGGCCGCAACCUGAAAAAGAUCGAGGAGGAAACAGGGACCAAAAUAACCAUCUCCUCGUUACAAGACUUAACCAUUUACAACCCAGAAAGGACCAUCACGGUGAAGGGCAUCUUGGAAGCGCUUUGUAAAGCGGAGGCGGAGAUCAUGAAGAAACUGAGGGAGGCCUACGAGAAUGACGUAGCUGCUAUAAAUCAACAGGCCAACCUUAUCCCAGGCUUGAACCUCAACGCUCUGGGCAUCUUCUCCUCUGGUCUGCCGGUGCUGCCCCCAGUUGCUGGACCUCGCGGUUCAGUCCCCCCUGUGGCACAAGCAGGAUACAACCCAUUCUUAAGUCACUCUUCACAUCUCAGUGGCCUGUACGGGGUUCCUCCAGCAAGUGCCAUCCCCCACCAGCACUCAGCUCCAGAACAGGAGGUUGUCUACCUCUUUAUUCCAACUCAGGCAGUGGGAGCUCUCAUCGGCAAAAAAGGCCAGCACAUCAAGCAGCUCGCCCACUUUGCAGGAGCCUCCAUCAAGAUCGCCCCAGCUGACAGCCCCGACGUCACCGAGAGGAUGGUGAUCAUUACCGGAACGCCAGAGGCUCAAUUUAAGGCCCAGGGUCGGAUAUUUGGGAAGCUGAAAGAGGAGAACUUCUUCUCUGGGAAGGAGGAAGUCAAACUGGAGACGCACAUAAAGGUUCCUUCGACUGCAGCCGGAAGGGUCAUCGGGAAAGGUGGCAAGACGGUGAAUGAGCUUCAGAACCUUACGAGCGCGGAGGUCAUCGUACCGCGGGACCAAACUCCAGACGAGAACGACGAAGUGUUUGUGAAGAUCAGUGGGCAUUUCUUCGCCAGUCAGACUGCACAGAGGAAGAUCCGGGAGAUCAUUCAGCAGGUCAAACAGCAGGAACACAAACACCAGCGAGGUGCCGCCAGUUCACCACAACACUCCAAGUGACCAGCGGCCAAUGAAUGUAACCCUCCCCAAAACGGACAGAGACCUCUAGUCAGACAACGACCGCGUCCCGAGAGGGAACGCGCAGGGCAGACCAGCAGCGGCGGGAUCAAAAAAUAACCAAAGAACUUCAUCGAGGAGGGGAAGCGAGCGAGAGCCAAAGGCGGUGAGCGUCGUUCGUGUGCACUGCCAGCCCUGCGACAGCACACGCAGCAGGAUACUGAUAUUGCAAGAACAACAAAACAACAACAACAAAAGGCGGAGAAGCGUCUUCACACGGUAAAACAGGAACUAGCACGUCACUCUGCGUAUUUGUUCUCUUUAGUUGGAUUAACAUACUGUAGGCCUAACUCGGAUAAAGCGACUGUAUUAACGACACAAUUAAAACAAGUUGGAGAUGAACUAUCCUUAGCAGUAUUAACACAGGGUAGACGACUUUAUUGACAUUUACAAGAGCAACCACAUUGAGCAGUUCCCCUACUUUGGAAAAAAAAAUCAAAAAGUACAAGCCCUAUUUGGAAAUAUGGUGAAUGUUUUUUUUUUUUUUUUAAACAAGCCUCUGUGUGUGAAUGUUUGUGUGUGUGUGUGUGUGUGUGUGUGCCAAUGCUUCUCAUCAAUCUUUUUUCCCCUUUUCAUCACUCUCUCAUCAGUCAAAUACUGUAUGUUAUUUGAGGAGGAUAAAGAAUAUUUGAAUGUGUGAAAUCCCCACCUCGCCUGUUAUAUACAUAAAUGUAUUUCAAUAAAUUUAAAUAUGGUAGCAAAGUUCAUUUAUUUCAGUAGUUGAAUUGAAAAAGUGAAACUCACUUACAUACAUUGGACAAAUUCAUUAAGCAGGAAGAUACUUUUCGGAAGGUGGAUUCCUAACUAAUUUGUGUUGAGUUUUUGCUAGCUUUAAGCUAUAAUGCUAAAAAAUUCUAAAAAAUAAAAUCAGGAAAUAGUUUACUCUUUGUGUAGUGAAUCUAUAUAAUAUACAGUAAAGUUUCACUAUUUGAAUUAAACUACUGAAUUGAAGCUUUCCACGAUAUUCCAAUUUAUUGAGAUGCAUCUAUAUGCGCAACGGUUAAAUAAUGACAAAUUUCGCGGUGCUAAUGAUAAAUAAUCAGAUUUAAAGCAGAACAAAAAAAUGGACUACUUCUAAGUCCCACUAGUCAGUAGAACUUUUUCAUGUGACGUCACUUCCGCUACCCAUUAUCUUAAGGUGAACAAAUGAUUAGCUAAAAUCAUCAAAAAAAAUAGGAUGGCCAUUUAAACUACAUUUCCGUGAUUGACUUUAGGGAAAAAAAAUGUUAUCUCUGAAUGUUCAUAUUGGACUUUACAUUUUUUUCCUUAUUUUGCUCUUCUGCCUUUCCUCUGUGACGUGCAUGCACUCACAAGUGACAACGAGGCGCUCUAAAGCAGCACGCCAGCCCUGCAGCCCCGGUGGUCCACACGCUGGCUGUCAGACGACAGUUGUUCAAAUAGCAAGCACUGGGCAUUGCUUACUUUCCAUUGUUUGAAAUGUGAAGGUUUUAUGUCAUUAUCUAUUAGCACAGUACGGGAGUAAAAGCGAAGCUCAAUCUAGGAAGCGGUGUGACGUCACAGCGAAAGGUUUCUGCGUAUUUGAAUGUGCGCACACUCGGCCUUAAGGGGGUGUGUCGUGUGAGGAUGGCUGUGUGGUUUUUGCAUGGAGGCAAAUGUGAAGGCAGGGGUGGUGCUCGUAGGCCCCCCCCUCAAUGGCACAAAGUAAGCGGGCUGGUGUUAACCCUCUCAGGGUCCGGGAAGCUUUGUUAAAAAAGGGCCGUGACAGCUGUGAAUGUAUCAAACGCAGCCUUUUUAUUAUUUUUUCACUUUAAUCCUAAACAAAGCAGCCCUCGCCUUGUCCAGCAGGCCAGACAGUGAUUUUCACCCUUGAGUUUUGUUUCCUAUGCUGGCCAUGCGGGUCCCUCUAAAGCCUUAUUUUAUCACUCUACAUCGCAAAGGUUAUUGCCACACCUUCCUCCAUGUGUUUGUGUGUGUGUGCGCACGCGUGUGUAAGUAUAUAUAUAUAUAUAUAUAUAUAUACAUAUAUAUAUAUAUAUAUAUAUAUAUACAUACAUAUAUAUAUAUAUAAAGAGUAAUAUUUAUGAAUCUAUUUUUUCCUAUUUUGUGAUGAGAGCUAUUGAUAUGAAACAAAAGAAAACAUUAAGUCCUGUUCGUUUUCUUUUUUUGCCCUUAGUGGGACACUGCCAUAUUGUUUUGAAGGGAAGUGUUUAUUUUCUUGAAAAUGAUUAUAAGGAGAAAAAGCUGAAAAAAAUAAAUAGAUAUAUGGGAGAACCGUAAAAAUGAACCACCACAGGAUGUAAACAGCGCGCAUGUCAGUAUUGUGAUCUACCUCAGGCUUCAGGGUACCUCAGUCCAAUCUUUCAUUUCCCCUCAACCCCCCGUUUUUUGUAUGCCUUGUUAACUGAUCAUUUUGAUCCCUUUUCUUUUUUAAUGAAUUUACAAAAGAAACAAAAAAACAAGAAGAACAUGAUGAGCCAUCUCCUGUAACGCGUAGUCUUUGUCGUACGACUUCUUUGCUGACACGUGAGUUCCAAAAUGGUUUGUGCAAGAGCAUUAUGGAAUGGGGGUCCGAUUGGCAAUGUCGUGUACUGAUUACGUCAUUGCUAAAAAAAAAAAAAAAAAAAAAACAUGGGGGAAGAAAACAAAUGCAAAUCAGACGAUAGAAACUUAACCAACUGUACCUCCUAAAAAUAAAACAAAAAGUUAAGGAAAUUUGUGUUGGGCUGAUUAUACCAUCCACCUUCUUGUACCAUUGAAAAACCUGUGUAAUUCCCAUUUAAGCAAUGCCACAUUUGUGAGGAAUAUGCAUUUGUGGGACGAGCUGCACAACUGAAUAUCAAUGCAUUCAUUUUCUAUGGCGCUUGUCCUCAUUCAGGUUGUAGAUGAGCUAAGCUUGCCACCUUGACUUCUGUUCAAAACUAGUUAAAUAACCAAAUGCAGGGGCAAUUAUGCAAUAUGCUGAUGUGAUUAUUAGGGCUUACCACAGAGAACAUAUUAGGUAAGGGACAAAAAAGUGACACAAAGGGCCUGAUUUACUAAGAUCCCAAGUCGCAGCCAAAGUAAUACCAAAUGCAGUCGUUAAGUGUUUCUUUAGCAUAAUAACUCACAUGGUUCAAACUGUUACUGUUGCAGUGCAUCCUUCAUUUCCUAGUCUGAAGACAAACUAUUGAUGUUGCACUUUCCUAAAAGGAGAAGAUUUAAGCUGGCGCAGUAUUUGAAGUAUCCCGCUAAGGACACUUUAGUCUUAAAUGAACCUAACGUGCAUGUUUUGGGAAUGUGGGAGGACGCAAGAGCUGGUGAGGCACAUGUGCUAACAACUCGUCCACUCUGGUGACUUCCUUAACCCAUUUAAAAGGGAAUUAAGCAGGCUUUCCAAUGGUACAAGUAGCAUUGUUGCAACCGAGAAAUAAUCUACCCAACCCAUUUUCCCCAAUUUUUUCUUUUACCUUUUUUUCCCUAACUGUACCUCCAGGGAAAAAAUAAAUAAAUUGACCUGUGAAAAAAUGAAUUUUGUGACACACCAACUGUGUAAUUCUCUGUUGGUGAUUUUCAUUUUAUUUUUAUUUUUUUAAGACAAAAAGAAACACAGAGCUGCAAAAAUACACUGACUCUUGAAAAAAAAAAAUGUGUAGAAUGUAGAACUUUUAGCUGGUGACUCGAGUGGAUGUGAGACGACAGAAGUGUAAAACGUGUACAAUAGCGUCUCACGCAAACGCAUAUCCUGUUUCCUGUUGUGACCCGAGCGUCACCGCCGUUCUGCCCUCAUCCGUUUUUUUUUUUUUUAUUUUGUGCUGUGUAUAUUAGAGAAUUACCUCUCAUAAUCAAAGGCUGACCUUUAUUUUUAUUCGAUGAUGUUGGAGUCCCGGUGAACACACACAGUAACAGUCACCUCACACAAAGCCUGAGGCUUUUCCGAGCCAGCCUCCCUGCCUCCUUCUCCCAAUCUUAGCUGCUGAGCGCAGCACCCCCACCCGAGGGUGCUCUGGUAGUUGACCUUUUUUGUUUUGACUUUGCAGAGGACUGUCUGUUUUUUUGCCCUCUACUCUUUGGAACUCUUUUAAGUGCAGCGUUCCCUCUCCAAGGUUGGAUGCACUUCGACCUUGCUGCGAGGUGGCGCGCUUCCUUUAGCGAGGAUUGUGGUGUUUUCUAAGGUUUUUGGGGGUGUUGCUAGAUUUAAUAUUCAGUACCUGAAAACCACACUUAAUACACGUCACUGAGGAUGUAUUAUUAGCGAUGUUUAGUCAUAUCACAAUGGUGGUUGAGUAGUUGUCGUUUCUUUUUUUUUUUCUAGGGUUAUUUUGUCUUCUGUUGAUCCGGUUUUCUCGUCACCGACACUGUUUUGAUGAUUCUUAGCUUUAAGUUUCAUUUCGGCUUAGACUGCUGCCGAUACUUAGCUGCGCCACCGUGGGUUUAAAGUCAAAAACGGCGAACGGCACUCCGUUGAGGGCAGACCUCCGCCAAGCCCCAAACAAUAAUUCGCAGCAUUAUCAAGACAAAAAAAAAAAAAAAAAAAAAGCAUUAUAGACUUCUGCAAAGAAUUAUCGCCUUCCUAAAUACGAAGGAGUGUUCGGGCCACACUCAAGAGAAAAUAAUCAUAUGAGAAUAAAAUUUUUUAAUUACAAGAAUAAAGUACAAAACACAAAAAUAUCUUCUGCAAAGGAGUAUUAAGGCCAAACUAAAAAGAAAAAAGACUACUAUAAGACUCACGUUUGUAAGUCACAGAAUAAAGUUGGAAUUUUACAAGUCAUAAUAUUACACAUAUAAAAGUUGUAGUACUGUAUGACGAAAAAUACAUUCUAUGAAGGAGAUUUAUGGUCAUACUAAAAAGAAAGAGAUAAAAGCUAUUGAAUUACGAGGAUAAAUUUGAUGUUAUGUGAGAAAAGUCAGAAUAUUAUGAGAAAAUGCUAUUAAUUUUAUGUGACUAUGAGAAUAAUAUUGUGAUUUUAUGAGUUAAAAUGCAAUGAAAAAUAAAUAUUUUUCAUGACGAUUAGGGGCAUAGUGAACAGACAAAACAUACUAUCCAUCCAUUUUCAACACCGCUUAUCCUGGAUAGGGUCGCGGGACGCUGGAGCCGAUCCCAGCUGACUUCGGGCGAAAGGCGGGCUACACCCUGAACUGGUCGCCGGUCAGUCGCAGGGCACAUAUAGACACGGACAACCAUUCGCACUCACAUUCACACCGUCACUGAGUGGGAACUGAACCCACGCUGCCCGCACCAAAGUCAGGCGAGUGUACCACUACACCAUCAGUGACCAAAACAUACUACUACUGUUAAAAUAGUAUAACAAGAAUAUCAUAAAAUAAAGUGAAACAAAUUAUUAGAAUAAAAUCUUACAAGAGGAAAAAAAGGUUUCAACAACACCAGAAAAAAAAAACUACAAGAAUUGUCUUAGGUACUUAGGAGCAGACAGAAGAGAAAAAAGGAAUACAAUUAUGGCAAUUAAGUUGAAAUAGUUCAACAAUAUAGUAGUGCUUGUAGACGAAAAAGUCAUAAAAUGCAGAAAAAAACAAUUAUGAGAUUAAAGUCUGGUUUACUGUCAAACUCAACAUAAAAUAAUAGAGAAUGACAAUUUGUGUAUUUUAAACAUCCGCAUAACUUUGGCUUAGGAAAGUCUGCUAGCCUAAUGCAAACACACAAUACAAAAUGCCACAGAUGGGCUAACAAAUUCAGCAUCAAUGUCGCGGUAGUUAUAAACAUUUAUGCGAGCUUAGUCACAAAAUUAAUUAAACUCAUAAGUGAGGACAUCAAUCCAUUAGGAUUCUUUUGUCAUACAUAGUCUUUUUCUAAUUGUAAUUUUUUUCUCUUCAGCGUGGCCUUAAUAGUGGUUGGUGUCAUUUUUGUGUGUAAACCUGGUGACUGACAAAGACAGCAUUAUUUUCCUUGGCGGAGGUAAUGAAGAAACAAAAGGAGAUUGACAAGAGGAUCCAGGUGUGUAAGAAUAGAACAUUAGGACACGGUAGCGCAAAGGGCAAUGGACGACGAGUACAACUCCAGCAGUAUUUUUGUUCAAUGACGUUUGGAUGCCAGACGCCUCAUAUAGCACUAAACUUCUACUAGUGGUUUUACACAUCUCGCCAUUUGGGAGAUUCCUCGUGUGUGAGUGCGUGUACGCGUGUGUUCGAUAAGCGAAACCCCUCCAAUGUCCCACGGGCCGAAGGGUCUCAAACACGUCACAAGGUCACGGAUGAUGUGCGCCGGACUGACGUGGGAUCCGCGUUUUGACGCUGUUGCGCCGGCCGGAUCCGUGCCUUUCCGGUCCCCGAGCGUACUGUUGUUUGACUUGUGAGUGAACUGUAUUGCUGAGCAAAACCUGGAUCUGAGCAAUAAACACCAUUUGAAAGAUGA
Phyllopteryx taeniolatus (common seadragon) is the source of this 11392-nucleotide messenger RNA. It is a transcript of the gene igf2bp2a, whose product is annotated as insulin-like growth factor 2 mRNA binding protein 2a. Gene Ontology annotation, cellular component: cytoplasm; cytosol; nucleus. Lineage: Eukaryota; Metazoa; Chordata; Actinopteri; Syngnathiformes; Syngnathidae. The coding region runs from base 3196 to 5028 and encodes 610 amino acids. The transcript has 23 exons. Gene Ontology annotation, biological process: regulation of gene expression; nervous system development. Gene Ontology annotation, molecular function: mRNA 3'-UTR binding. The record is from RefSeq and is a predicted model, not a curated record.